Molecule: messenger RNA, 1381 nt
Organism: Helianthus annuus (common sunflower)
Lineage: Eukaryota; Viridiplantae; Streptophyta; Magnoliopsida; Asterales; Asteraceae
Exons: 3
Coding region: 166-1203 (345 amino acids)
Source: RefSeq, a predicted model, not a curated record
UAUGAAGUGAUCAAGUCCAACAUGAACUCACGUCCAACCAAUCACCAUUACAAAUCAUCAUUCCUCUCCAAGUCCAAAUUUAAUUUAAAUUCCUCCUGAUAUAUCGCCAACCUGUAAACUGGUCGCCGGCCACCGCACUCCUCCGUCGGCCGCCUCAAGAUCAUCAUGAUGGAUCAAUCAUUGAAAGCUGGAACCCCUCUUGCCCUUUGCACUUUAUUGCUUAUAUCAUUAACUUUUAUUUAUCUUCUAUCAGGAGAAAACCCUUCGGUUUCAAUAACCUCCAUGACCCGCAAGCUUCAUCAUUCGAAACAUUCGUUAGCCAUCCAUGAGACUUCAAUGUAUAGAGAUGAGUUGGAAACAGCCUUGGAGGGAGCUUCGAUGGCCAACAAAACGGUGAUCAUCACCAUUGUGAACCGAGCUUACACCGAGGGGGACAAACCAAUGCUUGAUAUAUUCUUAGAUGGGUUUUGGCUAGGAGAAAAUACAAGGCAAUUGACCAACCAUCUUUUGAUCGUGGCAGUUGACCAAACCGCAUUCGAACGGUGUAGGUUUCUUAGAUUACAUUGUUACAAGCUGAAAACCAAUAGCGAGGACUUUGUCGAUGAAAAGACUUACAUGUCCGAGGAUUUCAUAAAGAUGAUGUGGCAAAGAACACGUUUUCUUGGAGAUGUUCUUCGGCGUGGAUACAACUUUGUUUUUACGGACACCGAUGUUUUGUGGCUAAGGAAUCCAUUUUCAGGGCUAACCCUAAAUGAAACUGUUGAUCUUCAAAUAAGUGUGGAUAAGUUUAAUGGCAAUCAGUGGUCACAAACAAAUCCGAUAAACACCGGUUUCUACAUGAUCAAAUCUAACAACAAAACAAUCGCAUUGUUUGAUGAAUGGUAUGGGGAAAGAAACAACUCAACUGGAAAGAAAGAACAAGAUGUUCUUGUUGACCUAAUGCAAAAAGGUGCUUUUGAAAGGUUGAGGCUUAGGGUUAGGUUUUUGGACACUAUUUAUUUCAGUGGAUUUUGUCAAGAUAGUAGAGAUGCUAACAUUGUUUCAACUGUACAUGCAAAUUGUUGUCGAAGUAUUAGAGCGAAAGUCACUGAUUUGGUCACGGUUAUUCAUGAUUGGAAGAGAUUUAAAGAUCCAUCUCGCAAUAAGACAAUCGAAUAUCGAUGGUCGAAUCACUUAGCAUGCCAAAAGUCAUGGAUUCCGUGAGUUAGUUCAUGUAUUCGCCAAAUGGAUUGCAUAAGAACUCUUUGAAAUUUGAGUGUUUCUUUUAUCUUAUUCUUUGUUGUUAUUCAACUCAAGCUGCAAUAUGAAAUGAGAUAAAUAUUAUUGUUUAAAUGUAAUGUAUGCGACGAGUGAUAAAAAAAGUUCUUAUCAUCUCUCUUUA